Molecule: messenger RNA, 2388 nt
Organism: Diatraea saccharalis (sugarcane borer)
Lineage: Eukaryota; Metazoa; Arthropoda; Insecta; Lepidoptera; Crambidae
Source: the annotation of a GenBank genome assembly
AUUUUCUAUCGGUAUUUCUACCCGCGUAGACGCGUAUUUGCUUUGAAACAGUUGUAAAUAACUAUAGAACUACGUUGUUGUGAAUAAAACUGUCCACCAACACGUGUUCAGUGAACUUUUCAGUGAUAAUUAAGUGAAUAAAGUAUAGUUGUACUGCAGUGUUUCUUUUCAUUUUUAAACAGGCACGAUGUCGCGUGACAGAUCCUCGCGGCGGUUCUACCGCGCGGAGUCUACUCAUGACCUCCUCUCGUACAUGGACAGAGGACAAGCGGCGAGCGAUGAGAACCGGUGGACAUUCGAGACGGCUUGGGAAGUCGCCAACAAAGUUGGAGGCAUUUAUACAGUGAUACGGUCGAAAGCUUACGUGUCUACAGAAGAAAUGGGUGACAACUAUUGUUUGCUGGGUCCUUACAAGGAACACUGUGCAAGAACUGAAGUGGAAGAGGCCGAGUUUCCUCAGAAUUCGCCCUUAGCUAUUGCGGUUAACGCGAUGAGGAGCCAAGGCUACAAGCUCCACACGGGCACGUGGUUGGUCGACGGUAAUCCUCAAGUGAUCCUAUUCGAUAUAGGCUCAGGCGCUUGGCAACUGGACGGAUACAAGCAGGAGUUAUGGGACACCACCUCCGUUGGUAUCCCACACCUGGACGUAGAAGCCAACGAUGCCGUCAUACUGGGCUUCAUGGUGGCGCAGUUUAUUACCGAGUUCCGUAAAGCGGCGGAAGAUUUCAGUGACACUCCGCCGCGAGUGGUUGCACAUUUCCACGAGUGGCAAGCCGGUAUCGGUCUUAUUAUGUUAAGAGUGCGCCAUGUUGAUGUUGCCACCGUAUUCACGACUCACGCAACGUUAUUGGGAAGAUAUUUGUGCGCUGGCAACACUGAUUUCUAUAACAAUUUAGAUAAGUUCUCAGUAGACGAGGAGGCGGGAAAGAGACAGAUAUAUCACCGCUAUUGCAUGGAGCGUGCGGCCGCGCAUAUGACUCAUAUAUUUACAACAGUGUCUGAUAUUACUGGAUAUGAAGCAGAACAUCUUCUGAAGCGUAAACCAGACAUAAUAACACCCAAUGGGCUCAAUGUGAAGAAAUUUUCUGCCCUCCACGAAUUCCAGAACUUGCACGCUCUAGCCAAGGAGAAGAUUAAUGAAUUCACCAGGGGACAUUUCUAUGGACAUUUCAACUUCGAUUUGGAUAAGACUUUGUACUUCUUCAUUGCCGGCCGUUACGAAUACGGGAACAAAGGGGCGGAUAUAUUCAUUGAAGCGUUGGCCAGGCUUAAUCAUUAUUUGAAGGCCGCAGGUUCGGAAAUGACAGUGGUCGCUUUCCUGAUAUUCCCGGCGAAAACCAACAAUUUUAACGUAGAGAGUCUUAGAGGUCACGCCGUAACUAAAGCCUUGAGGGAUACGAUACAAGAUAUACAACAGAAAAUUGGGAGACGCAUGUAUGACAUAUGCCUUAGAGGUCAUUUGCCUGAAGCAUCAGAUCUGUUGCACAAAGACGACACAGUGCGACUGAAGCGUUGUAUAUACGCCCUACAGAGGGACGGACUGCCCCCAGUCACUACACACAAUGUCGUUGACGAUUGGAGUGACCCAGUGCUGAAUGGAGUGAGGAGAUGUCAAAUGUUCAACACGGUACACGAUAAAGUCAAAGUGAUAUUCCACCCCGAGUUCCUCACCUCCACUAAUCCACUGUUCGGUUUGGACUACGAGGAGUUCGUCCGUGGUUGCCAUUUAGGCGUUUUCCCCUCGUACUAUGAACCGUGGGGCUACACGCCCGCCGAGUGUACAGUCAUGGGGAUACCGAGUAUCACCACCAAUUUAUCCGGUUUCGGAUGCUUCAUGCAGGAGCAUAUAGCGGAUCCGAUGUCGUAUGGCAUAUAUGUUGUGGAUCGCAGAUAUAUAUCACUCGAGGGAUCCGUCCAACAACUCGCUCAGUACAUGUUCGAUUUCACCAAAAUGACACGACGACAGCGCAUCAUUCAGAGAAACAGAACAGAGCGACUCUCUGAUCUUAUGGACUGGAGGAAUCUAGGCAUUUAUUACCGCCAGGCGCGCGCGCAGGCUUUGAAGAUAGUAUAUCCUGAUUACGUGGACCACAUGCAUAUAGAGCUCGGCAAGAGAUUUAACUACCCAAGACCGAUAUCAGAACCACCGAGCCCUACGCAUUCGAGGACCAUAACACCAGCGGCUUCCGUCCACGGCUCUGAUGAUGAAGACGAAGUUGAUGAGGAGAAGGAACUGGCUGAGUUGAGGAUCACAGACAAAUAAACGUAUAAAUGAGUAGGUAAAUAGAAUAGACCUUAUAAAUAAAGUGAGGUACAUUUCAAAACUAUUUUGUAGUCUGUGAAUUAGACGCAAACCUUCUUUUUUCUUAAAAAGUUUGACUUAAGUAU